Molecule: messenger RNA, 2841 nt
Organism: Panicum virgatum (switchgrass)
Lineage: Eukaryota; Viridiplantae; Streptophyta; Magnoliopsida; Poales; Poaceae
Product: transcription factor BHLH133-like
Exons: 6
Coding region: 1752-2558 (268 amino acids)
Biological process (GO): regulation of transcription by RNA polymerase II
Cellular component (GO): nucleus
Molecular function (GO): protein dimerization activity; DNA-binding transcription factor activity, RNA polymerase II-specific; RNA polymerase II cis-regulatory region sequence-specific DNA binding
Source: RefSeq, a predicted model, not a curated record
AAUGUUUUGCAUGAUAAUAUGCUUGGAUUUGAUGGUUGCUUUGAUUUAAUGCUUAUUAAGAUUGAAAGUUGGAACUGGAUUACUGGAACUUAAAGGUGUUGCACAAGCAGGCAAAUGUUUCUUGCUGAUGUGCUCAGUCUGUAUCCUAGUUCCUAGCUCUAUUGUUGCAAAUUCUUUGAUUUGCUGCUUUGGUGAAACAUAGCUGAUAAUUAUAUUAAAUCUUUUCCUUGAUAUUCUUGGAUUUGGUUGUUUAAAUAGGGGUUGGGAUGAAUAUUUUCUUGUGAAUUAGCCAAAAGCUCAAAAUGGUUGCUGCACCAGUGUGUCGUAUCUUGAUUUUCCAUGAUCUUGUCGUUGUAUAACAAAAUAUAGCCUGCAGCUGUGCUGUGGAAUGAAGUGGACAAUGCGAAUCACAUUCUGUAGUACAUUAUAAUUAUUGUUCAUUGUGCUCCGUAGCAUGUGAUUUGAACGCUCGAGUUAUUGCUCAGACUCAGUGAGCAAAGAUGUACAUUGUUUGCAUUUGUAUACUGAUGUUCAGCGAGCAAAAACGCUUUAUGGUGAUCUGAUAUCUUCUUGGGCUAUUAACACGCUUUCUUUUGUAUUUUUUGAGCGGGUGAUAGUGUUGUUGAAUGAGAUGGCUGAAUGAUGCUUUAAAGAAACUAAAAUCCUUAAAAAGAGUCUUCAUUGUGAAGCUGGACAUUAUAUCCUUGUAAAUGCCUGCAUAAUUCUGUACGCCACACAUGUCUGUACUGGCUUGGGGGCAUAAUUCAGUAAAAUAUAGGCAAUUUGGCAAAAUGAAGUGGACUUCACUUUAUAGUGAAUUGCCUGUUGCAUAAUGGUGUCCACAACAAUCUUGUUCUUGCGUUGCACAUUGAAUGGAAACUGAAGUCCUGGGAGCUGGCAUUGCAUUAUUAGUAGUAUUAAGUAACAUUAUUUUUCUUACUAGUGCCCUUUUCUCUUGGCAUUUCAUAUUCCCAUACACAAUCAGUGGAUCUCUCCAUUCUGGAAUUUUCUGAUGACAGUGUUUCUGAAGUCAGGUUGAGUUAAAUUAUUGCUCGUGGGUCAUUAAUAUCCUGAUGAUCAUUUCAGAGGCAGUACCCAACUGAAGGGCAGCUUGCUAGUUUUUUUGUUGGGAAGGCCGAAAGCAUUGAUGAACUUGGACAAUUUGCAGGGCCAAGACUUGAAAAAUACAGAUUACUGAGUUAUGGUUUGAUGAUUCGUAAGUUAGUCAAUCAGAUGAAGGAGUGUUGCACAUCUUGAACAUGACUUACAAGUCACAAAUCACAAAGAAAAAUUCUGAAUUGCAAGCUGAGCUUAGGUUCGCCUCCUUUUAUUUUAUUUUAUUUUAUUUUAUUUACUACCUCCAGCACUUCUUCUCCAUGAUUACCUACACCCCCAGUUAUCCUAUGUCUGUUUUCCUUUGUAACUUAAUUGCAGAUCAUGCGGAUCAUUUAAUGCAAGCAUAUAAUUGCCUUGAUUAUUGAUCUUUUUUUUUCUUAGGCCACGAGUUAAGACAUUAUAAUCAUCUUGGACCCUUGGGACAUCACUAAGAUACUGCUCUCUCUUAAGUGGCUCAAUGGGCAAAUGAUUCCGUAUGCGAUUUUUCUAGUAUCUGAACAGGAAGAUUGAGGGAUGGGGCAUUGCGUUUCAGGCAUUAACUACUAUCAUCUAGCUGUCAUUCUAAUCUGUUUAAGAUUGGGAUGGAACUCGAGUCAAAUUUAUAUCUGAAAAGAUUCCCCGAGAAUGCAGUAUAAAUGAUGUCCUCACCUGCACCAUGCAUACAGACAUAUUACCAAGAUUCCUCACAUAGCUUCGAAGUAGAAAAUAUCAACAGAAUGGAAGCAAAGGGCGCAUCCAUUUGGAGUGAGGAAUCUGAGAUGAUUGCUCACCUGCAGUCCAUGUUCUGGAACAGCAGCGAUGCUGAUGUCAGCCUUUCUUCCCCCAACAGUAGCACUAGUUCUUGUAUUGAACCUAGCACAUUGCCUACUGCCUUGUUCCUUCCAUUUAAUGAAAAAGAGAGUUAUGACACAGCGCCAUUGCAGAACGCUGCCACAGAUUGGUGCUUUGAUCACCAGAGUGAGUCCUUUGGUUCAAUUGAUACUGCAGUUACUGGUGACAAGAGGGCCCUUCUCAUGGAUGAGAGAAGGAAGAAGAGUAACAAGAAACCCCGUAUUGUUGCCCCAGUACUGAUGACAACUUCAAGUGCUCUUGAUGAUAAGGCCAAUACCGAGCUUAUCAAUAUCAGCAGCUCCUGGUGCUGUAGCUCUGAAGAUGAUUCUAUUGGCGUGUGCGAGGAAUCUGUUGUUCUGAAACAAAGUUGCAGUUCUAGAGGUCGUAGUCGGUCCUCGAAGAAUUCACAGAGUCUUUACGCAAAGAAGAGAAGAGAGAGGAUUAAUGAGAGGUUAAAAACACUGCAGCAGCUAAUUCCCAACGGCACCAAAGUUGACAUGAGCACUAUGCUGGAGGAGGCAGUUCAGUACGUCAAGUUUCUACAGCUGCAAAUAAAGCUGUUGAGCUCUGAUGAGACAUGGAUGUACGCUCCUCAACCACUCGAGCAUUGAUAUUAAUUUGAAUUCUUCUGUGAAGAAAUGAUGACUAUCCAAAAAGAAUUGGGCAAACUUAUCAUUCAGAAGGAUUGGACCUGUCAAGUCAAACCCAGUACAUGUUGCAUCUGUUUUUAGACCUGUAAUUAACCCUGACUUUACAUAAUUCAGUUGCUUCUUGUAAGUAAGAGCAAGAGAUUAAUUUAUGAUAAAGUUGGAGCAAGGAUCUCCCUUGUCAAAUGAUGAAAUAAUGUAUCAAAGAUUUCUACACAGUUUACGAUCAUGAGGUCACAGUGGCCUA